AUGCUCGUCAGGAUCGGCCCCAUUCGGUUUCUGCAGCAGCACCUUCUCGUCGUGGAGGACGCGGAGCCCAGGGAUCCCGCCCCCAAGUCCACCCCGGCCCCAUUCAUGACUGAGGGACCUCCCACGCCGGCAGAUCCAGACUCGGCCCCUCCCAAUGCCACCAACGCCACGGACUGCGGGGAGGACAUCUUGUUGUACGGGGAGACGGAGAAGGUGGUGAUUGGGACGGUCCUCUCCGCCAUCACCUUGCUGACCAUCGCCGGCAACAGCCUGGUCAUCAUCUCCAUCUGCACCAUCAAGAAGCUCCGCCAGCCCUCCAACUACCUGGUGGUCUCCUUGGCGGCCGCCGACCUGUCGGUGGCCUUCGCGGUCAUGCCCUUCGUGAUCAUCACGGACCUCGUCGGAGGGGAGUGGCUCUUCGGAGAGGUCUUCUGCAACGUGUUCAUCGCCAUGGACGUCAUGUGCUGCACGGCCUCCAUCAUGACGCUCUGCGUCAUCAGCGUGGACAGGUACCUGGGAAUAACCCGUCCUUUGACGUACCCCGUAAGACAAGAUGGGAAGCUAAUGGCCAAGAUGGUGGUCAUCGUCUGGUUUCUCUCUGCCUCCAUCACGCUCCCUCCUCUGUUUGGCUGGGCUAAGAACAUCACCGUGGAGCGGGUCUGCCUCAUCAGCCAGGACUUCGGCUACACCGUCUACUCCACCGGCGUCGCCUUCUACAUCCCCAUGGCGGUCAUGCUGGCGAUGUACAACAGGAUCUACAAGGCGGCCAAAGCCAGCGCGGAGAAGCACCGGUUCAUGGACCUCACCAGACACCAUGACCAGGACGGGGCGUACUGCAUCGAGAUCAGCAUCCGCGGCCAGCACGCCACCAAGCGGGACAAAGCGGCGGAGGAGUGCGCCACCCUGUCCAAGCUGCUCCGCCAGGAUCGCAAGAACAUUUCCAUCUUCAAGAAGGAGCAGAAGGCGGCCCGGACUCUGGGCAUCAUCGUCGGGGCCUUCACCUUUUGCUGGCUCCCCUUCUUCUUGAUGUCCACCGCCAGGCCGUUCAUCUGCGGCAGCCGCUGCAGCUGCAUCCCCCUGAGGCUGGAGAGGACCCUCCUCUGGCUGGGCUACACCAACUCGCUUAUCAACCCGUUGAUCUAUGCGCUCUUUAACCGAGAUCUGAGGACUGCUUUCUGGAGCCUGCUCCGGUGCAGCUACCGUAACAUCAACAGGAGGCUGUCCGCCGCAAGCAUGCACGAGGCCUUGAAAGCCACAGAGAAGCACGAGUGCAUACUUUAA
Gekko japonicus is the source of this 1281-nucleotide messenger RNA. RefSeq names its product 5-hydroxytryptamine receptor 7-like. The record is from RefSeq and is a predicted model, not a curated record. Gene Ontology annotation, molecular function: G protein-coupled serotonin receptor activity. Lineage: Eukaryota; Metazoa; Chordata; Lepidosauria; Squamata; Gekkonidae. The transcript has 2 exons. Gene Ontology annotation, biological process: smooth muscle contraction; adenylate cyclase-activating adrenergic receptor signaling pathway; circadian rhythm. Gene Ontology annotation, cellular component: membrane. Bases 1 to 1281 code for a protein of 426 amino acids.